This is a messenger RNA of Rubroshorea leprosula, 4515 nucleotides long. NCBI's taxonomy places the organism in Eukaryota, Viridiplantae, Streptophyta, Magnoliopsida, Malvales, Dipterocarpaceae. The record is from the annotation of a GenBank genome assembly.
GGUAUGCGAAAAAUUUCGGUAUCCGAUACGUACCGUUUCAGUAGCAAAACCGGUAUGUAUGCCGGUACGGUAUUGACUACUUUGCGUUCAACUAUCUGAGCCCGACUUGAAUGACUUUAGGCCAAUGCCAAGGAACCUUUUUGUCGGGGGAGCAGAACAGGAUCAACUAAGUGAAACGGAGGAGGAUGAAAGAACACCAACUGGGUAUGCAACCCAGCUUGAACAGUUCCAAGUUCCAACAGGAACAAGACAAAGACAUUCUAGACCGUACAAUCCACAGCAUGAACGACCUGAAAGGUCAACGGAACUUGCUCGGACAGCCAAGCUCAAAGAGAGAACCAGAGUUCUCGAAAUGGCAAUAGGUAAAAUCCUUACCCACUUGAUCCUUGAUGACCCCCUGAUCCCUUUGUUGAACAGGGAUGCACAACCAGCUACGGUUGUUGCCACUCGAAACUCCCAUGCUCUGAGCAAUGUAGUAGUGCCAACCAAACCAAAGGGAAGUGGGAGGUUGAACAACGAGCCUAGCUCGUCAAAAUACAGCGAAGAACUGAUAAGAAAGAAUGCAGACCUUGAAAGGCAGCUACGGGACGCCAUCAUGAGAAUUCAAAAUGCCAAUGAUGCCAUGAUGUGCAAAGUGUUCCCGGCGAUCCUGAAGUCAACAACCAAAAGAUGGUAUCAUAAACUCCCCAAACAUUCUAUAGACUCGUACUCCCAGCUCGCCAAGCUAUUCUCCAACAAAUUUGCGAGCCAAAGGGAGAUUAAACGCACGGCGAACGAGCUGAUGCAAGUUCACCAGAAAGAGGGGGAAUCUUUGAGGGACUACAUGCAGCGAUUUAACAAAGCUACUUUAGACAUCGGUAAUGUCCCUGACACCAUCUGCUUGUUUGCCCUGCUGCAUGGUCUGAAACAUGGCCGGUUCCUAGAUGACCUGUUGGAAAAUCCACCAAAGACGUGGAACGAAGUCAAUAACAGGUCGGCUAGCUUCAUACUGUCAGAAGACUUCCAGUCGUCCAAGCGACGAGCUGAUGACAAACAAAGCAAAGGCAAUGAGCAGCUACCGAGAAGGGAGGAAAAGAAAAGGCAGAAAGUUAAUGAGCCAUGGGGGAAGCCAGCUGAAUUCCCGAAAUAUGCUAACUACAUCCCUCUGACCUUGCCGAGUAAACAUUGUGACUACCAUCGUGUGUAUGGCCACAAUACAAAAGACUGCCAACAUUUAAAGAACGAGCUGGAGUUCUUAGCUUGCAAUGGGAAAUUAGAAGGAUAUGUCCAGAAGCCUCAUACCCAACAACCAACUCAAAAUCACUUUGUGCAGGGGUAUGAUCGACCUCAGGGGCAAAGGUACCAACUCGGCAACACACAGGACAUGUAUCAAGAUAACCAAUAUCCUUCUGAGCAAGGCAGAGUGUACAGGGGCCGCAAAUUCAAUAGGCGAGGCCAAGGUCAAAGACCUGCCACCCAUAACCAAAAAGACAAGAGAGGAGUUGGGUGCAGUGCGAUACCCCCGCCGUCUGGCACAAUCAACAUGAUCUCCGGUGGUAUGCACUCAGGGGGCCAAAGUGCUCGAGCCUGCAAGGCAUAUGCCCGGCAGGUGAUGACCGUCAACAAAAACAGGCCCUUGAAGCGGUCGUUCGAGGAGGCGGAGUGGGAGAAUGCAGCCAUCACAUUCAGCCCGGUCGAUUACAAGCGAGCAGAUGGAGAGCCUGACGUUAUGAUGCCCCACGCAGAUCCAUUUGUAACAACGGUCCAUAUAGGCAAUCAUAACGUCAACAAAGUCUUUAUUGAUACGGGUAGCUCGCCAGAUAUCCUUUAUUGGAGCUGCUUCAAGAAGAUACAGUUGAAUCCGAGCUCGUUACAGAAGUAUAAAGGGCCCAUCUAUGGGUUCGAUAAUCAGCCCGUCCCGGUUGCAGGAGUCAUUACCCUACCCAUCUAUGUGGGCUCAGAACCGUGCUUUAUGAUGGCUUAUGUUAGCUUUCUAGUAGUCAAGAUGGAGUCAGCUUUUAACGCCAUAUUAGGGAGGGCUACUCUGUGCGAGUUGAAGGCUGUUAUCUCACAACCCCAUCUCUGCAUGAAAUUCCCAACGCCUCAGGGGGUAGGAGUGCUAAGGGGGAAUCAAAAGAUGGCCAGGGCAUGUUAUCAAGAUACAUUUAAGAAGGUUGAGCUCGCCGCAGCCCCGAGAGGCUCCUCCGAAAGUAGUAGGCCGACUCAGCUCAACCAACAGACAAUGAGCAUAUCGGACAUUGAGCAUAGACCUGAGGGUAUCGAGCAAAAAGCAGAGCCAAUAGAGCCAUUAGAAAUAGUUCAUUUAAACCCUGACGUGCCUGAAAGAACAGUCAAGAUCGGCACUAAGCUCACAGAAGAAGAACGAGCAAAACUUUUGGAGUUUUUGAGGGUUAAUCAGGAUGUGUUUGUGUGGACUACGGAUGAAAUGCUUGGCAUUCCAGCAGAGUUGACAGUCCAUAAGCUUAGUACAUACCCCACCAAAAGACCAGUGGUUCAAAAACAUCGCCUUUUUGGUCCAGAGAAGCAAGCUGCCAUAGAUGAUGAAAUACAAAAAUUAUUACAAGCAGGCUUCAUCAAAAGAGUAGAAUACUCUGAAUGGGUGUCCAACCCCGUGCUCGUCAAGAAACCAAACGGCAAGUGGAAGAUGUGCAUUGAUUUUACCAACUUGAAUGAGGCAUGUCCGAAAGACCCUUAUCCCUUGCCGAAUGUUGAAAAGUUAGUGGAGCGGGCAGCAGGGCAUGAGCGGAUGAGCUUCCUUGAUGCCAGCUCGGGUUAUCACCAGGUUCAGUUGGUGCUGGAUGACCAGGAGAAAACAGCUUUUUAUGUAGAGUCAGGAAAAUUCCUAGGGUACGUGGUAUCCAAGAAAGGAAUUGAAGUAAAUCCGGAGAAGGUCCAGGCCGUUCAACAGAUGGAGCCGCCCAGGACUGUCAAAGAUGUGCAACCACCUUUGCUUUCCAAGCCUGCUGAGGGGGAGAGUUUAUACCUGUAUCUGGGGGUUACGAAGGGAACGGUGAGCUCGGUUCUACUAAGGGAAGAAAACAAGAAUCAGAAGCCUAUUUACUAUGUGAGUAAGGUUUUACAAGGUGCCGAGCAGAAUUACCCAUUAACAGAAAAGGCUGUUUUCGCCUUGAGUGUUGAGCUAAGCGAGUAUGACCUCAAAUUUCAGCUGCGUACAACCAUCAAGGGCCAAGCAGUGGCAGACUUGCUGGUCGAGUGGAUCUCGGCAACUGUGGAAGGAAAGGCACCCAAACACCUAGUAUGGGUUUUAUAUGUUGAUGGAGCUGUUAACGUGGAAGGAUCGGGUGCCGAGGCUGUGUUAGUGGGCUCGGAUGGCUUCAAAUCCAAACACGCGCUGAGCGACUCUCAACUCGUUGUGGGCCAGGUGAAUGGUAGUUAUGAAAUCAGGGAUCCCCAACUCGGUCGUUAUGCCUCUGUGGUCAACAGAUUGAAGUCAAUUUUUAUCUCCUUCAAAAUUGAUAAAAUACCAAGAGCAGAUAACCACCGAGUUGACGAGCUGUCAAAGUUGGCCUCCUCGCAGGACCUUAACCCUCAGAGAUCGACAAUUGUCGAGGUACUUGACGCCCCGAGCUACACCGAUUUCACAGUCGAGUGCCAGCUGCUGAGCACAGAUCCUUCCUUACCAAGCUGGACUACCCCGCUCAUGAAUUAUCUACGAAGUGGCGAGCUACCUGAAGAUUCGUCUGCUGCAAAGUUGGUCAGACGCAGGGCGGCACAUUUCACUUUGAUAGAUAAUCAGCUCUAUAAACGAGCAGACUCAAUGCUCUUAUUACGCUGCCUUACUCCUUAUGAAGCUGAAUACGCCAUGAGGGAAGUUCAUGAAGGACUAUGGGAAAUGCUCUCGUCACUCUCAUCCCCCUGGCCUUUUGCUCAAUGGGGAGUCGACCUGCUCAGCCCUUUCGUGAAAGGCAAAGAAGGAUGCACUUACCUCGUUGUUGUGGCCGAGUCCACCAAUAAAAUCGUCUUGCGGGGCCUUAGGACGCGUGUUUCAGAUGCACAUUCUAAUUGGGUUGACAAGCUCAAUAAAGUCCUUUGGUCAUGUCGCACCACACCCAGCUCGGUUAUAGGUGAAACCCCGUUUAGCCUUGCGUAUGGAGCUGAGGCCGUCAUCCCAGUAGAGGUCGAAUUAUCAUCUGGUAGACCAGGCCAGCAUGACGAUCACAGCAAUGAGCAACUUUUGAGAGAGAACCUAGACCUUGUAGAAGAGGUUAGGGAAAUGUCUCGAAUAAGAAACAUGGCGUAUCAAGGUCGUGUAGCAAAAUUCUACAAUAAGAGAGUCCGAGCUCGUCAGUUUCAGGUUGGCGAUCUGGUAUUACGUAAUGCCGGAUUAACUAACACAUACUCGCACAUGGGCAAGCUCGCCCCUAAUUGGGAAGGUCCAUACAUGGUUGCUCAAGUUACCGUUUACAUGGAAUAUUCAAAACCUUAGAAAAUUUUACAGUUGAUUUGUAUUCUUGCUGAAUAUUUAGAGAAUUUGAAUAAUGUAUGAACAAUUAU